Batrachochytrium dendrobatidis JAM81 is the source of this 1125-nucleotide messenger RNA. RefSeq lists its product as uncharacterized. Lineage: Eukaryota; Fungi; Chytridiomycota; Chytridiomycetes; Rhizophydiales. Bases 106 to 1062 code for a protein of 318 amino acids. The record is from RefSeq and is a predicted model, not a curated record. The transcript has a single exon.
GGAAAAACCAAACUAUCUCUCAAACAGAUCCAAGAGGCUGAGCAACGUGAAUUUGAGGAGCGCGAAAGGCGUCGAGUAAAGGACGCUCAGCUGCAGAUCCAACAGAUGGUUCUGCAAGAACAGCAAGCUGCUGCAACGGGUGUUCCUGCACAAUCUACUUGGGCCAACAAUUCAUCUCCGUGGAAAGUCAAUGCUGCCACCAAGACCACUGCUCCAAAAGCUGGUCCUGUUGCUCACAGAAAAUCGCUUGCUGAGAUUAUGAAAGACGAAUCUAAACGCAAGACUGCUGAGGUUUUGCGACAGGCCGAAAUGGUGGCUACGACUGAUAAGCGUUAUGCCGAUUCUGCAGCGACUGGUGUAUCUAGUCUUCAUACUACCGGCGCCAGCUGGGGCAGCAGUGGUAGCAAAGUACCUGCUGUUGUUGCAACUGGUCCUGUUCUCAAGCCUGUCAUGGUUCCUGCUCAGACCUCAUCCCAUAUAAGCCACAUUAGCACCACCAGUGCUGACGGUGGUGCCUGGAAUGUUGUCGGAAAACAGACCUCUGCACCUUCUACGGGAUCUCGACCUACACUGCAAUCUCCCAGUUCUACUCUAGCCAGUGCCCGAGUCUCUCAGACACCUUCGCAAGCCACUAAUGGAUCAGCAGCUCUUGUUCAAUGGUGUCGCGUUGCUCUCCGUGGAGUUCAAAGAACUUCGACCACAGUCAACGUGGAUGAAUUUAUUACCAUGUUGAAUUCUAUUAACGUCAAGGAAUCAGCCACCAUCACCAUGAUAUGUGACGACACACUUGGUGGAAGCACAGCCAUUGAUCCACGCAAGUUUGCUGACGAGUAUAUUCGCCGCAGGCAAGCCGAGGCUUCAGGCACCCAUUGGAGCGCUCAGUCUUCUGCCGAGAGUGAUCGCCAUCCCAACCUUACUAUUCUCCAACCCGUUGCCGCUGAAUCUGAGUGGAGCACCGUUCCUGUUGGAAAGGGUGAAUUUGUUACUGGAGACUCGCUUGAUUCAUUUGCAGACAAGAACAAAUUUGUCAUCAAAUCCAAUAAGAAGAAGAACAAGAAAUAGCUGGUCACUUUGUACUGAAUGAUUGAAUCACUUGGUUUAAUAAAUUGCGUUUAGACUUUUGCC